Plectropomus leopardus (leopard coralgrouper) is the source of this 6921-nucleotide messenger RNA. The record is from RefSeq and is a predicted model, not a curated record. NCBI's taxonomy places the organism in Eukaryota, Metazoa, Chordata, Actinopteri, Perciformes, Serranidae.
AUGAUGUCUCUAAUGGUCCACCUGAAGACGGUCGCUCACCUCCGGGGGAGAGGUGACAGGAUCGCCAAAGUUACAUUCAGAGGUCUGCCCUUCUACAGCCGUGUGGCAGAGAACUGUGAGGAGGUGGCACACUUUAAUGAGAUAUUUCGAUGGCCCAUUGCCAGCAGGCUGGAUGGAAACGAGAUGCUGGAAAUCCAAGUGUACAAUUACAGCAAAGUCUUCUCCAACAGACUGGUGGGGACUUUCUGUAUGGUGCUUCAGAAGGUGGCUGAGGAGGGACACCUAGAGCUGACCGACACUCUCAUCGACGAUAACAACACGUCAAUAAAGACCAGCGUUACCAUAGAGAUCAGAUACCAGUCGAUGGAUGGCACAGUGGGAGUCUGGAGCGACGGGGAGUUCCUGGAUGUUCCUGACGACCGUGAUGGGAUGUUUGCCUUUGAAACAGACAGUUUGCUGUCAGGACAAAGCCACGGGUCGGGGACGUCUCCUGGACGAUCCUUACAGGGAUCCAUACCGACUUUCAGAAAAGCAGGGAAGGGAGUUUUCUCAGCCAUGAAGCUCGGCAAGAUCAAGAGCUCCAGAGACGAUCACAAGAGAGGCGAUGAGCCAGCGAUCCUGGACAUGGAGGAAAUGGACAGGAAGUCGAGGCGGAUUGCUGGGGUAAUGGACCCAGACACCAUCUCUCUGGCCUCUGUCACUGCUGUCACCACCAACGUCUCCAAUAAGAGGUCAAAGCCAGAUAUCAAGAUGGAGCCGAGCUCUGGGCGACCAGUGGAUUAUCAGAUCAGCAUCACAGUGAUUGAGGCCCGGCAGCUGAUAGGCCUCAAUAUGGACCCUGUGGUGUGUGUUGAGAUUGGCGAUGACAAGAAGUACACGUCUAUGAAGGAGUCCACCAACUGCCCAUACUACAACGAGUAUUUCGUCUUUGACUUCCACGUCCCUCCUGACGUCAUGUUUGACAAGAUCAUCAAACUCUCAGUCAUUCACUCUAAAAAUCUUCUUCGAAGUGGGACAUUGGUGGGAACCUUUAAGAUGGAUGUUGGGACUGUCUACUCUCAACCUGAACAUCAGUUUUACCACAAGUGGGCCAUCCUGUCUGAUCCUGAUGACAUAACAGCAGGGUGUAAAGGAUAUGUGAAGUGUGACAUUGCUGUAGUCGGGAAGGGCGACAACAUCAAGACCCCGCACAAGGCCAACGAGACCGAUGAAGAUGACAUAGAGGGGAACCUCUUGCUCCCAGAGGGCAUCCCGGCAGAGAGGCAGUGGGCAAGGUUUUAUGUGAAGAUCUACCGCGCUGAGGGACUUCCUAAAAUGAACACCAGCAUCAUGGCUAAUGUGAAGAAGGCCUUUAUAGGAGAGAACAGGGACCUGGUAGAUCCCUACGUUCAAGUGCAGUUUGCGGGACAGAAAGGGAAGACUUCAGUCCAGAAGAGCAGCUAUGAACCGAUCUGGAACGAGCAGAUCGUCUUCACGGAGCUUUUCCCUCCUCUCUGCAAACGCAUGAAGAUCCAGAUACGAGACUCAGAUAAGGUCAACGAUGUUGCCAUAGGAACCCACUUUGUUGACCUGCGCAAGAUCUCAAAUGAUGGUGACAAAGGGUUCCUGCCCACCCUGGGCCCAGCUUGGGCCAACAUGUAUGGUUCCACCCGUCAGUACACUCUGAUGGACGAGCACCAGGACCUGAAUGAGGGUCUUGGAGAAGGCGUGUCCUUCAGAGCCCGUCUCCUGCUCUCCAUCGCUGUGGAGAUCCUGGACACCACAUCUCCUGAGCUCAUGAGUUCCACUGAGGUGCAGGUGGAGGGAGUCUCCAACAUCUCAGAGAGUGCCACUGGGAAAAUAGAUGAGUUCUUCCUUUUUGGUUCCUUUCUGGAGGCCACAAUGAUCGACAGGAAGAUUGGUGACAAACCGAUAACUUUUGAGAUCACAAUAGGUAACUAUGGAAACCAGAUAGAUGGUGUAAGCAAGCCUUCAUCGGCAAAGAAGAAGAAGAAAGAUGGAGAGAAUGAAGAAGAGGAGAGCGAGCUCAUACACAACUCCAGUGAGGACGAGGCAGACGAGGACGCUGACCUAGUUUCUGUCUCCACCACUCCUCUGAUGAAGCCUGUCAUCACUGACAGGAAUUACUUCCAUCUUCCCUACUUUGAAAAGAAGCCAUGUGUCUACAUCAAAAGCUGGUGGCAGGACCAGAGAAGACGACUUUACAACUCCAACAUGAUGGACAAGAUCGCUGACAAGCUGGAAGAGGGUUUGAAUGAUGUUCAGGAGAUCAUUAAGACAGAGAAGGCUUUUCCAGAACGCAGACUCCGGGGAGUGCUGGAGGAGCUGAGCGUCGGCUGCAGUCGGUUUGUGACUCUGGCUAACAAGGAUGUUAACCAGGCAGGCCGAACCAAACUGGAUCGAGAGCGACUCAAGUCCUGCAUGAGAGAGAUGGACAGCAUGGGCCAGCAGGCCAAACAGAUCCGAACUCAGGUGAAGAAAAACACAGUCAGAGACAAACUCAAGCUGGUGCAGAACUUCCUGCAGAAACUCCGAUUCCUUGCUGACGAGCCUCAGCACAGCAUUCCAGAUGUUUUCAUCUGGAUGAUGACCAAUAACAAGCGCAUCGCCUAUGCCCGGAUUCCUUCGAAAGACAUUCUCUACUCCAUAGUGGAUGAGGAAACAGGAAAAGACUGCAGCAAAGUCAAAGCUGUCUUCCUCAAGCUGCCCGGGAAGAAGGGCUUUGGUCCUGCCGGCUGGACAGUUCAGGCUAAGCUGGAGUUAUAUCUGUGGCUCGGCCUCAACAAGCAAAGGAAGGACUUUCUCAACGGUCUGCCUAACGGUUUCGAGGAGAUCAAAUCUGCUAAAAUGGGUCCCGGUCUUCACUCUGUCCCUCCUGUCAGUCUCGUCUACAACAUGAAGCAGGUAUUUCAGCUGCGAGCACACAUGUACCAGGCCCGCAGUCUCUUUGCUGCUGACAGCAGUGGCCUUUCAGAUCCUUUCGCUCGGGUCUUCUUCUCCACACACAGCCAGGUUACUGAGGUCCUGAGUGAGACUCUUUGCCCCACAUGGGAUCAGCUGCUGGUGUUUGACAAUGUGGAGCUGUUUGGGGAAGCCAGUGAGCUGAGAGACGACCCUCCAAUCAUUGUGGUUGAAAUCUUUGACCAGGACACUGUGGGUAAGGCAGAGUUCAUAGGUCGGACGUUCGCAAAACCCACCAUCAAGAUGUGCGAUGAGCACUACGGCCCCCCAAGAUUCCCGCCGCAGCUGGAGUACUACCAGAUUUACAGAGGGAACUGCACAGCUGGGGAGCUGCUGGCUGCCUUUGAGCUGCUGCAGAUACCUUUCAAUUCGGAGGAGAUUAGGCGAGCUCUGAUCGCUGUCCAUAACUUUGCUGUUCCUCAAAUAAAGAUUGGUCAAGGAGGGAAAGCUGAUCUUCCUCCCCUUGAAGGGCCAACAGACUCGGAGCGUGGCCCCAUCCUGCCUGUGCCGCUGGGCAUUCGACCUGUCCUGAGUCGCUACCGCAUAGAGGUUUUGUUCUGGGGCUUAAGGGACCUGAAGAGGAUUAACUUGGCUCAGGUGGAUCGGCCCCGUGUGGACAUAGAGUGUGCAGGUAGAGGUGUGCAGUCUGUCCUCAUCCAGAACUACAAGAAAAACCCCAACUUCAGCACCCUGGUUAAAUGGUUUGAGGUGGACCUUCCAGAGAAUGAGCUUCUUCACCCUCCUCUCAACAUCCGGGUGGUGGACUGCCGGGCGUUUGGGCGUUACAUCCUGGUGGGGUCUCAUGCAGUCUCCAGCCUAAGACGCUUCAUCUACAGCGCCCCAGACAAGACCUCCAACAACUGGGCCAGUGCAGCUAAGCUAAUGAAUGGCUACAUGGUCCUUACCAAUGGCGGCUCCCAGCCUCGCUCCUCACCCAGCCUUUCUUCCCGCACCCUCUCUCGCCCCGCAGGUGACAUCAUCGUCAACAUGGACGCGGAGCCUCCGGUCCGAAAGAUGGACACGGUUGUCAAGUUAGAGGCUACGUCUGACGCUGUUGUAAAAGUUGACAUGACUGAGGAAGAGAGUGACAAAGACAAAAAGAAGAAGAAAAAGAAAAAGAAAGGAGGAGGAGGGGAGGAUGAGGAUGAGACAGAUGAGAGAGUGCUGGACUGGUGGUCCAAAUAUUUUGCUUCAAUAGAGACCCUGAAGGAGACUCUCAGAGCGCAGGAGGUGGCUCAGGCAGAGGCGGAGGAGAGAGAGGACCUGGAGAUAGCUGCAGAGGCAGCAGGCUCCAAGACAAAGGAGAAGAGCAAAGAGAAGAAGAGCAACAAGGACAAGAAGAAGGGUCUGGCUGCAGAGGGCUCUGAGAAACGACCUGUUAAAGCAAAAGUGGACGAGUUGAUGGUCUACAACAAGGAGCUGGAAAGUGAGUUCGGCAACUUUGAGGACUGGCUGCACACUUUCAACUUGUACCGAGGAAAGGCCGGAGAUGAUGACGAACACGCUCUGGAUGACGACAGGAUUGUCGGCAGAUUCAAGGGAUCCUUAUGUAUGUACAAGCUACCUCUGUCUGAGGAGAUCACGAGAGAGGCAGGAUUUGAUCCUAACAUGGGCAUGUUCCAGAGUAUUCCACAUAACGAUCCAAUCAACGUCCUUGUCCGUGUGUAUGUGGUCAGGGCUACAGAUCUUCAUCCUGCUGAUAUCAAUGGGAAGGCUGAUCCGUACGUUGUCAUCAAGCUGGGCAAGUCAGAGGUCAAGGACAAAGAGAACUACAUCUCCAAACAGCUCAAUCCUGUAUUUGGGAAAUCAUUUGACAUCGAGGCCACGUUCCCCAUGGAGUCCAUGCUAACUGUGUCUGUUUACGACUGGGACCUGGUUGGCACUGAUGACCUGAUUGGGGAGACAAAGAUUGACUUGGAGAAUCGUUUUUACAGCAAAUACAGAGCCACCUGCGGCAUUUCAUCCAACUAUUCUGUCCAUGGAUAUAAUGUUUGGCGGGACCCGAUGAAGCCAAGUCAGAUCCUGGCGAAACUCUGUAAGGACUGCAAGAUUGAUGGACCUCAUUAUGGGCCGGGGGGCAAAGUCAAGGUGGCUAAUCGAAUCUUCCUGGGACAUACAGAGAUCGAAGAUGAAAAUGGUCUGAAGAAGCAGACUGAGGAGCAUUUGGCUCUGACGGUGUUGAAUCACUGGGAGGAGAUCCCGAGGGUUGGCUGGAAGCUCGUCCCUGAACACGUGGAGACCAGACCGCUGCUGAACCCCGACAAACCCGGCAUCGAACAGGGCCGUAUUGAGAUGUGGGUUGACAUGUUUCCCAUGGACAUGCCUGCCCCUGGACCUGCGAUUGACAUAUCACCACGGAAACCAAAGAGAUAUGAGCUCAGGGUGAUUAUUUGGAAUACAGACGAAGUAAUACUGGAGGACGAUGAUUACUUCACUGGGGAAAAGUCCAGUGACAUAUUUGUCAGGGGCUUUGAGCUUCGUGUUGUUAUUUGGAACACUGAUGACGUAAUUCUAGAGGACGAUGCUUUCAUGACAGGAGAGAAGAUGUCUGACAUCUAUGUCAGGGGGUGGCUCAAAGGGCAGCAGGAGGACAAGCAGGACACAGAUGUGCACUAUCACUCUCUGACUGGUGAGGGCAACUUUAACUGGCGCUUCGUCUUCCCCUUCGAUUACCUCAUGGCUGAGGAGAAGAUCGUCAUCUCUAAGAAAGAGUCCAUGUUCUCCUGGGAUGAGACUGAAUAUAAGAUCCCUCCUCGCCUCACGCUGCAGGUCUGGGACGCUGACCACUUCUCUGCGGAUGACUUCCUGGGUGCGAUUGAGUUGGACCUAAACAGGUUCCCUCGUGGCGCCAAGACGGCCAAGCAGUGUUCCCUUGACAUGAUCCGAAAUGAGCAUGAGCUGCCGACCAUUUCCAUCUUCAAACAGAAAAGGGUCAAGGGCUGGUGGCCAUUUGUAGCCCGGGAUGAGAACGAUGAGAUGGAGCUAACGGGUAAGGUAGAAGCUGAGCUUCAUCUGGUGACAGCAGAGGAGGCGGAGAAAAGUCCUGUAGGUCUCGGACGAAAUGAGCCUGAUCCGCUGGAGAAACCAAAUCGCCCAGACACCACCUUUCUGUGGUUCCUGAGCCCGCUGAAAGCCAUCCGCUACCUGGUGUGCAACCGCUACAAGUGGCUGAUCAUCAAGAUCGUGCUGGCCCUGCUGCUGCUCAUCAUGCUGGGCCUCUUCCUCUACAGCAUGCCGGGCUACCUGGUCAAAAAGCUGCUGGGGGCCUGAGAGGCUGCUGGGAGGACAGGCAGGGAUGGGGGUGGCCAGCCGGAUAGAUGGAUGGAUGAAUGGGGGAGACACAGGGAGUAGAUGCUGGUUUGUGAGCGCAAACUAGGAAAGUAAAAUGAGUCUCACUUAUAAGGAAAAGGGGAUUGGGAGUCUGAUUGCAUUAUUUCCUCCUCCCUUAUCCAUUCUGAUCAUCUCAAUCAGCUCGCCACCUUCCCUCUGCAGAAAAAGGCAGAAACCACCCAAAAUGACUUACGCCCCCCCCAAUUCAUGAGAACCACUAACAGGCUAAUCAUUUAUCCGAUCUGCAGCAAGCAUAACAAAUCUAACGCUCAGCAUCUGGACUCCAUCCUUGAACUGACUAAAAAGCAAUCAUUUGCUACAAAAUAUAACCCGUGAUGUUCUUAUUCCUUUCAAGCAAUGUUACCUGACAAUGAAUGUUUCUUUAUUCUGUAUCUGUUUUUACAACUUUUACAUUAUUUAUUUAUUGAGUUAAGUCACAGUGUUGGGUUAGUGGCCACGCGAUUGCACGGACAUUCAUUUCAAGUGAUGCUAUUAUAUCUUCCAUGACUGCCACAAUGUCAGCUGUUGAUUUAAGUUAGGGAACAAAUGAACAAUAUGUUAAGUAACAUUUUGCUCUAACUCCCUUUUAAGUAUUAAUAAGUGCUAUAUAAAUACUAAAUGAAGGGUGUA